Messenger RNA from Nymphalis io (European peacock), 795 nucleotides. RefSeq lists its product as uncharacterized. The coding region runs from base 1 to 795 and encodes 264 amino acids. The transcript has 3 exons. The record is from RefSeq and is a predicted model, not a curated record. NCBI's taxonomy places the organism in Eukaryota, Metazoa, Arthropoda, Insecta, Lepidoptera, Nymphalidae.
AUGACACGUGGUGUGUUGGUGUUUGCUGGCGCAGUUACGAUAGAUUUCUGCGUGUGGUCUCCAGAACAUUCUACAUAUGACUACGACAAGCUAGCUAGAAUAAUGUAUCUUUACGAUCCUCAUGCCUGUGGUUACAACCUUCGAACUUCGAGGUCCAUUUGGAAUCUCCAAUUUAGCAAUGAUACUCUUGGACUGAACAUUCUGCCGAUUGAAUGGAUGCCAGCAGUUGUGACUGUAUCUACUAAAUUAUCGGCAAAAACUAGAAAAUACGUUAAGUUAAGUGUCAUCGUGCAUGUAUUUUGGUUGUUAACAGCAAUUACCUUAAGGAUAUUCAGAUCAACAACCAAAUUAAGCUUUCUCAAAAUUCUUCUGAGCACUAUGUUUUAUAUGAGUGUAUUUGUCAUAAUUUUCGAUUUAUCAAUGGCAAUCGUUUACAUUGCUCAUAUUCAACAAAGCUUGACAAAAGGAAUGAUUCUUAGAUACAGCGGAUGGAGUGUGGAAAUGAAGAUUAAAAAUCACCAUGAUUUCGGUGGCUGGCUUCCAAUCAUCGCUUGUACGUGUUGGUUAAGAGGAAAUUUCGGUCUCGCUCUAAAUAUUUACUGCUGUAGAAUUUUACAUUUAAUAAGACGCCGUGUCAAAAAAAGUGAAGUGAGAACUAGAUUGAUUUUGCACGAAAAUUAUCCGAUUCCUGAACCACAAUAUGAGGAACCACUUGAUGAUAAAGUACUUUAUUAUAGAACAGGAGAGUUUAAGCCUCAGUCCAAAAAAAUCUAUAGAUCUAUAUUUUUCUUUUAA